AUGAAACUAUGGAUUGAAAUUAUAUUGGAAUGGAUUAGUGCAUGGAAAGGUAUUGUAAAAGUCUUAAGUACAGAGAAUAUUAUUACCAAAUUCUUAGAAGAUGAAUAUCCCAAAUAUAAAUAUAAUCAUAAAAAUUUGGAUGAAAUGGAACAUACUUAUACUACAUCUUUAUUUUUAUUGCAUGCAUCUCAAAAACCGUUAUUUCAUCAACCAAUGUGUAUUAAAUUACAACAUGAAACACAACUUCAAAUUAAAGCAUUUCUUGAAAUGAUUAUUCCAUAUGGAAAAAACAUAAACAGAGAAACAUUACAAGAAAUAAUUAUUGAAUUACAGAAUGAUGCACCAAAAACACCUAUAACACCAAAAACAAAAACACUUAAGGAUUUUUUUAAUUCUCCUGCAGUACAAUCUGCUCAAAAACAUAAAGUAUUGAAUAAUACAUAUGGAGAAUUAAGAAAGUUGAGAACAGAACUGGAAGUUGAAAAAUUUGAAAAAGCUGAUUUGCAAGAAGAUUUACUUAUCCAACAGAACAAAGUACAAAGUUUACAGAAAAAAUUACUUCAGCAAGCUGCAGAAAUAAAAGCUUUGCAACAAGAAAAAAUUAAACCAAACACUCCACAAUCUUGCAAAAAAAAUAAAGAUAUAACAGAUUCUGAACAAUAUAAAAAAGAAAUCGAUCGUUUGGAAGAUGAAUUAAUGCAGAAACAAUAUGAAAUAGAUAAACAUGAAGAAAAUAACGAUAUUCUGGUAAAAGAAAUUACAUGUAUGAAAAAGCGAUGUAUAUAUUUUAGAGAAAAAUUGGAAAGUUGUGAGAAGUCUUUGGAAUGCAUGCAAAUCCAAGGAGAAAUUAAGGAUAGAGAACUGAUUAAUUUAAGAAUGACUAAUGAAGAAUUACAUAUUCAUUUAAAAGAAGUCAAUAAAACAGUAGUUGGAGAUCAAAGUUUUGAAAUUGAUGGUAUAGCACCCUUAAAUUCAUCUUUAUCUUUCAAUAGUAGUGAAGUUUUAAGUUCUGUAGUUGAAAUUCAAUUAAAAGAGGCAAAGGAAGAGUCUGAUUUGUUGAAAAUUCAACUUGAUGCAUUAAAUAAGAAAUUAGAAUCUACAAAUGAAGAACAUAAAAAUAUGAUACAGUUGUUAAAGGAAAAAACACAAACAAUAGAAUACACAGAAGUCAAAUUAAAUGUGACUUUAAACAAGUUGAGUAAGAAAGUUGAAUCCUUACAAGAGGAAAACAGGUCUUUAAUGGAUAAAAAUAAAAACUUGGAAGAGUUAGACAUCUCUAACAAGAAAUCUUUGUCACAUGCUGAAAAGUUAAACAAUGUUUUAAGUACUGAUAUAAGUACUUUGAAAGAAAGAAUUAAAGACUUACAAGAAUCUUUACAUGAUGAAAAUGUAAAUAGUGCUAAAUUAAAUAUUGAACUUGAAAAAAUCAACUCACAGGUACAUGAAAAUCUUACAUACAUUCAAGAAUUAACAGACCAAAAUAAUUUAUAUAAAACUUCUAUUGAUAUGUAUAAUACAAAUUUAAAAGACAUUUUUCAUCAUUCAGAGAUUAAUUAUAUUGAAGAUAAUUUAGAUAGUGAAACAACUAUUCAACUUAUACAACAUCUUAAAAUAAUAUUAUGUGAUUUGGACAAGAAAUAUAUUUCAAAGCAAAUGGAAUUUGAAUCACUGAAUAAUGUAAUGAAACAAGUAAAUUUGGAAAUAGAAGAUUUACAAAUAAAAGUAUCAAAAUUGACAAAAAAGGAUGAACAAAGUACUAUGGAUAUAUUAAAAUUGAAGGAAAUUAUUGUACAAAAUGGAACAAAAAUUACUGAGCUUACUACUAGGACAGAGCAAUAUUCAGAGGAAAUUUCAUAUUUAAAAGAAGUUGAACUUCAAAAGUUAACUUUAGAAAAAGAUUUGAACGUGCUUAAAGAAAAAGUAAAUAAAAAUUUACAACUACAAGCUUCUGGAAAAUGUGUACAAGAUUUAAGGAAGCAGAUUCAAACGUUUACCACAGAAUUUUAUUUGAUUAAGAAAGAUAUAUUAAAUCAGAUAAAUGAAUACCAAAAACACAGUGAAGAUAGUAGUAAAAGUAUUUUCAGUGCUUAUAAAAUGCUGUAUGCUGCUUAUACUGAAGAACAACUUUACAGAAAUCAGCUGGAAGAUAAACUUACUAAUAAUAAAAAGGAUUUGAAAGAUAGUCAAAAUUUAAACAUUACUUUAGAAAAUGAUAUAAUAAAAAAUAAACAAAUGAUAAAUAAUUUACAGCGAGAAUUAAUGAGUACUAACGAAAAAUUAACAGAAUCUGUACAAAACUUGGAAAAAUUUGAAGAAGCAAAAGAUGCAUUGGAAAAGCAAUAUAAAGAUCUUAAAUAUGAAAAUGCAAAAAUUCUACUUGAUUUGAAUAAUAUAAAUGAUAAAUGUAAAGAAUCUCAACAAGAAGUAUGUAAUAUGUCACAUUCAUUAAAAUUUAAAGAUGAGAAAAUUGGAAAUCUAAUUGCAGAAAUUACAUCCUUAAAAUUAGAAAAAGAACACAUAAUCCAUUUACAAAAAGGAGGAGAAUCUAAAACGAAAAAUUUUAUAAAGGAAUUGGAAACAAAAUUACUAGACAAACAAUGUCAAUUAGAUCAACUAAGUAUAAAAAUUAAAUUAUCAAAUGAAACAUUGAAACUUGUGCAGGAUAAAUUUGAAAAAUUAUCAAAAGAAACAAUUGCUUCUGAAAUGAAAUUAAAAGAAGUAAUUAAGAAUCUACAGGAAGUAAGAACUAAUCAAGAUGCAGUUUUAACAACACAAGAGAGAGCUAUAAAGAAAAAAUGUUUACAGUUAAACCAAUUAGAAAAAAAAUUUAAUGACUCUAAAAAAGCCCUAUGUAAACAAUUGAAGAAUGAGAAAUUGUGUCAAAGUCUUCAAAACACAAAUUCGAAGUUACAAAUACAAUCAUAUGAACAAAGAAAAACAAUAGAGGAAUUGCAAGAAAUGUUGAAGGAAGAAAGAAAUGAACUUGUUAAAACUAAGGAAUACUCUAAAUCUAAAGAUAUAAAAAAAUCAGAAAUUGUACAAAUUUGUGAAAAAUUGGAAUACUCGCUAAAUGAUUUAAAAGCAACAAUUACGAAAGUAAGUCCAAAGGAUGAAAAUUUGUAUGCUGAUAUUAAAUAUGAUAUACCAUGUAUAAAUAACGAUGAUAAAAUUGAAAAUAUUUUAAAAAUUGUAAGGACAUCAAUUAAUGAAAUCCACGCAUCGCGCAAGUUAAUUUUGUAUCUGUUUACCGUAAAUACAAACUUAAAUGAAACCCUGCAACAGAAUGAAAAAAUAAGUAUAGAUAAUUAUGUCACAAAAUGUGAAGAAAUUAAACUAUUAAAAACUAAGAUGCAAGAACUGAAUAAUUUGGAGGAAACACACAUAAAAUAUGUAAAUAGUCUUAUAAAGCAUAAAGAAUCAUUGAAAGAUUGUUUGCAGAAUAUUAUAAAAUCAAGGGGAGAUUUGGAUACAUCUUUAAGUGAAUUGAAUCAAAAAUGGGAUAAGUUGUUAGCAAAGUCUGAUGGUAUUUUUAUGACAGAUAAAUGUAUAUGUGAAGAGUUAAAGCAUGCACAAGUUAAAAAAACACAUCUGGAAAAUACCUUACUCAAACAUUAUAUUUGUCACUUCCAAAAUAUAAAACCUAUGCAAAAUAUCUUAUGGGAACAAUUUUUAUGGUCUGAACAAAAAUUAAAAGAUAAUUGUUCAAAAAUAACAAAGAAUGAACAAGUAUUGCAUAUUUCUUCAGAUACUUUUUCAAAUGAGAAGACAAUAAUUGCAGCAGAAUUACAUAAAAAUACAAUGUUACAAAAAGAUAUUAUUCAACUUCAAAAUGAAAUGGACGAUUUUUCGAAUUUAGUUACUUCUUUUGAAAUUAAUUGUAAAUCAAAUAAAAUGAUACUUCAAUCUGAAUCAAAAAAAACAUUACAGUUAAACAUCAAUGAAUUAACAGAAAAUAAAAAUGAUUUAGAAAGUAAAUUAAACUGUGCAUGUAUAAAAAAUAAAAAACUAGAAGAUAAUAUUAGUGAGCUUAAGAUUAAGAUACAAGAAAUAAAAGAAACAUCACUGAAAGAAGUAGAAGAUUUAAAAAAAGUAUUAAUUCAAUUAAAAGAAGAAAACUUAAAGCUACAAGAAGAAAGGAAUGAAUUAAGCAAGCGACCAAAGAAAGAAGACGUCGAUAAUCAAUUGAAAGAUAUUAAUGAUAAAUAUAAGCUUAAGUUAGAUGAAGUUAAACAAAAUAUGAAAACAGCAUAUAAUGAGCAAAUAGCAAAACAAAACAGAGAACAAGAACAACGCAUACAGGAAAACUUGGAGUCGUUACAAAGAAAAAUGGAACUGCAGUGCCGGAAACAAGCAGAUGAAUUAAGUAAAUACAAGGCACAUGUUGCUAGUAUGAGUUCACAAUUUUGGAAUGUUGGAGAGAAACUGUUAAGUGAACAACAAGAAAAGGAAAAAUUACAAAAGGAAUUAAAUGAACUGAAAGCUAAAUAUAAAAAUGUAGAUCAAAAAAUAUCUUCAAUAGAACAUAAAAGUUCAAAGUAUGAAAAAAGAGAUUUAUUAGGAGAAAUUAAAGAAGAAAUUUUUCAUAAAAUUGCAGUAACACAAGAGGAAACAACAUAUGAAAGAAGAUGUAGUAUUAGGAGCAUACAAACAAUGGGUAAUGCAUUUAAUGCAGAGGAUACAGGUUCAGUGUCAGAUGACAUAUUUAAUGACAGUUUAAGUCAAAGCUUACUUCCUGAACAGAAAGCCAAGAAAAAAGACAGAACUCAGACAUCAUACAAAAAACCUGGUCCACCAACACCUAGUAAAAAUGGAGGAAGAUUAUCAUCACAAGGAAGUGAACUAAGAAGUCCAAAUUCAAGAAUAUUAAAAGAAAGAAAUAAAGAUAGAACAUCAGCUACACCACGCACAUUAAAAAGUUUGUUUAUGUCAAAACGUCAAGACGAAAGCGUUGUUGUUACACCAAGAGGUCGUAAAAGAAGCAGUAUUUUCCGUAAACAUCGUGGUACGAAUGAUAGAUGA
Habropoda laboriosa is the source of this 5019-nucleotide messenger RNA. It is a transcript of the gene mud, whose product is annotated as early endosome antigen 1-like. NCBI's taxonomy places the organism in Eukaryota, Metazoa, Arthropoda, Insecta, Hymenoptera, Apidae. The transcript has 9 exons. The record is from RefSeq and is a predicted model, not a curated record. The coding region runs from base 1 to 5019 and encodes 1672 amino acids.